Messenger RNA from Malania oleifera, 2474 nucleotides. RefSeq names its product probable protein phosphatase 2C 60. Lineage: Eukaryota; Viridiplantae; Streptophyta; Magnoliopsida; Santalales; Ximeniaceae. The coding region runs from base 991 to 2142 and encodes 383 amino acids. Gene Ontology annotation, biological process: protein dephosphorylation. The transcript has 11 exons. The record is from RefSeq and is a predicted model, not a curated record. Gene Ontology annotation, molecular function: protein serine/threonine phosphatase activity; cation binding.
GUUAAGGUGCAAAAGCCCAUCCUCUGCCUCCUGGCUCCUAGUGGUCCUGCAGUUCAGAAUAUCAGCAGCCUCCCUCGUGCCUCUUGGAGGCCAAAAGUCCAAACAAUCAAUCUCUCUAUUUCAGGAAGUGUCCAGAAAAGAAGCUCUACACAUAGUACACGCGUACAGAGGGAGAGGGAGAGGGAGAGGGAGAGGGGGGUAAACCAAAAUAUUCCGUGGCGUUUGCGGCACUCACUGACUUCACUAGAGAUUCAAAGAUCAUCACUCUCCGAAUAGUCCCCAGUUUCGUCUCUUUUACGGACGUCGGGUAGAAUUCCUAGCUUUCUCUUGUCUUUUACUUAAUUACUUUGAAGUUUUUCUUCUCUGUCGUCGGGUUGCUCAUUUCUCAAUCAGAUACCGUGAAAAUUCUUCUGGGUCUUUGUUAAUUCUCGGAAAGAGCACCCCCCUGAAGAUACUUAUUGGGUCUUCUUCGGUAAUUGUGUGUUUUAUGCGUGAAUCUUGCUUAUUCUGAUGUAGUAUUUCGAAUUUCUAUUUGGGUCGCUCCAUUUUAUGAUUUCAUUUUAUCUUUACUGUAGCUGUCUUUGAAAGUCAAUUGGGUUUUUGUCAAUUUUGUGUCGCGUACUCGCUAUAUCUCAAAUUAAGAUAUGGGUUUAAUUUGGUUUCGGUGAUUGUUAUUUGUUGAUCCCGUAGGAUUCUUUCUCCUUUUUUUUUUUGUGGGAAUUGUCGCAAUCUUGAGCAGUUGUAGUUAUUUCUGUAAAGGUUUGGACGCUUUGAUCGGUGUCAUCUUGCGUUUAUUGAUGAGGAUGUGGUUUCAUGGAUUUCAAUUUAGGGUUUGAUUUGAUAUAAAGGGAGAGAUUGCCCUCUGUUUGGUUUCAGAGAUAAUGGAGGAAAACAAACGGUGCUUUCAAAUUUCUGGCCUCGUCUCGAGUUUCAAAAACUUAAAAAUGUGUCCGUGUUCCUAACUGUGGUCAAUUGAGUUGUGGCAACGAAAUGGAGCAUUCAUUUUUGUUUAUAAAAUGCAGACACCAGAGAUGUCCAAACCGUGCUGUCUUCUGGUUAAUAUCAAUGCUAGAGAUGGGUAUAUAUCUAAGCACUCCCAAAACUGAAAAGUUGUCUGAAGAUGGUGAGAAUGAUGGGCUUAGAUACGGUUUAUCAUCCAUGCAAGGGUGGCGGGCAACCAUGGAAGAUGCUCAUGCUGCAUAUCCUGUUCUGGAUGCUUCCACUUCAUUCUUUGGAGUUUAUGAUGGACAUGGAGGUAAGGUGGUAGCAAAGUUCUGUGCCAAGUAUCUUCACCAACAAGUUCUCAAGAAUGAAGCAUACUCAGCUGGAGAUAUAGUAACUUCUGUCCAGAAAGCUUUUUUCAGAAUGGAUGAAAUGAUGCGUGGGCAAAGAGGGUGGAGGGAACUGGCUGUUCUAGGAGAUAAAAUAAACAAGUUUACUGGCAUGAUAGAAGGAUUGAUAUGGUCUCCAAGGGGCAGUGAUGGUAAUGACCAGGUUGAUGAUUGGGCGUUUGAGGAGGGGCCUCACUCUGAUUUUUCUGGACCAACUUCUGGGAGUACAGCUUGUGUUGCAAUUGUUAGAAACAACCAACUUGUUGUUGCAAAUGCCGGAGAUUCUCGUUGUGUAAUAUCUAGAAAGGGUCAGGCAUACAACCUAUCCCGAGAUCAUAAACCCGAGCUUGAGGUUGAGAAGGAAAGGAUAUUAAAAGCUGGUGGCUUUAUCCAUGGAGGACGCGUUAAUGGCAGUUUAAAUCUUGCAAGAGCAAUAGGUGACAUGGAAUUCAAGCAGAAUAAAUUUUUGCCUGCAGAAAAACAGAUUGUUACUGCCAAUCCAGAUAUAAACACUGUUGAGCUCUGUGAUGAUGAUGACUUUCUUGUGCUAGCAUGUGAUGGUAUAUGGGACUGCAUGUCAAGCCAGCAACUGGUGGAUUUUAUACAUGAGCAGCUGAUCUCGGAAAGCAAGCUUUCUGUGGUAUGCGAGCGAGUACUCGACAGGUGUUUGGCACCAUCAACGGCUGGGGGUGAGGGGUGUGACAACAUGACCAUGAUCCUGGUGCAGUUCAAGAAACCCAUCCAGUCCAAAACUCCAUUGGCAGAGCAGCAGCCCACCGCAUCAUCUGAUGAUGCAAAACCGUCGGAGUGAAUCAAGAAAGCAGUGGGUGCAGUCCAACCAACUCCCUUUUCGUGGAAAGAUGCAGGUGGAUCCACAUUUUCCUACUUGGAAGAUUUGGGAUUUCAUGGUGUAUGUAGUUGUAGAUGGUUUAGCAUGAAAAGGGCAAUGAGUUGGCCUUCUUGUACUGGUGAUGUCCAGGUUUGACUCUGCUACAUUAUCACUAUAUUGAGCAUCAUGUACAGUUGUUUUUUUUAGACAGCCAGAUGUUUAAACUUUUGAGCAUGUUUAAUGUAAAAUUGAUGAUGAUUUCUGGGUAGACUACACCAGCAAGCAAGUUCUUCUCCCCUAUAAUUUUCAGUUUA